AUGUCGGAUAAUAAGAUUGAUGAGUCUGUCGAUAAGACUAGAGAUGGUGCCAAGCACUUCAUUGACAAAGCGUCAGAGGAAUCAAAGAAAUUAGCAAAGGAUGCUAAGAGAGGUUUGGAAAAGGGCGAAUCAGAGCUACACAAGGCGUGGAAUAAGUUGCGGGAAUGGAUAGAGAAGUCGGCCUCCUUGACUGCCAAAGUCGGGUGUGACGCGGCGGCUAACACAGCAGAAAUCACCAAGAACGUUGCGUCACGUGCUUAUGUUGAGAUGCAAAACCCUGUCGUUGCAUUAAACACAUUGCUAGGGGGGGGUGCUUUAUUAUACACUUUAUAUGGAUAUGCAGAGCAUCAAAGUAGAUACUUGAGGGGCAAGUCGGACAGAGCGAUUUUGGCAACUGUUGGGACUCUCACAGCAUUUUUGGUCGCCGACGGUGUAUUGAGCUACAAGUACUAUAAACAGUUGGACAAGAAAUGA
Molecule: messenger RNA, 474 nt
Organism: Eremothecium sinecaudum
Lineage: Eukaryota; Fungi; Ascomycota; Saccharomycetes; Saccharomycetales; Saccharomycetaceae
Gene: OM14
Product: Om14p
Exons: 1
Coding region: 1-474 (157 amino acids)
Cellular component (GO): mitochondrial outer membrane
Molecular function (GO): nascent polypeptide-associated complex binding
Source: RefSeq, a predicted model, not a curated record